CAAGAUCAUAGCAGUGUCGUCUCGGGGCUCCAUAUUGCAAGCCACACUCGUUCGUCUCUGAAUAUUGAUAGUAUCAUCAACAUGCUUUGCAAACAAGCAAGAAACGAGUCGUGCGUUCGUGCGCAAAAAUAUGAAAGAACGUAAAGAUGAUUUGUUUCUGUCUGUUUUAGCUUGUUUUGUAGAAUUUUUUUGAGAAAGUAGAUCAGUCGUGUAAGAUUUCAAAUCGCGAAAGCUACGUUUCAAACUAUCGGAAGAUGGCGACGGAGUAUCUCGCAACUUCGGGAGGUCGGUCCGAUGCGACCAGAAAUCCGAGGAAAACCCGUCGGGUAGCCAGCGAAAGAAGGAGGCUAACCUUGGGCACGGUGGAUAAGAAAGAGUACAUAUAAUGCCUUCUUGAGGACCUCCUGGCAGAAUAAGAAUUUUUCAUGUGUUUUUCCUUUCUGUUGCUUUAUUUGAUGAUAUCGACGCUCCUGUGCUGUCUACUCGUUGAUUGUGUUCAUGACAACCAACCGGCCUCAAAUUCUCGAUUAUCCAGGCCGAGCCAAUCCGGUGCCGCGCGAAGCUCCACAGGGUCUACAACAGCAGCUCCGACAGACAACCAUAUCAAAUGCAAAAAUGUCUGAGUCGGGAAUGUUGCCGGGUUUGUCAUGCAUGUUUUGCAUGACCCAGAAUGCCUGUAAUGCAUGACCUAGCGUCACAGAUCUUUAGAGGGCUUCCUGAUGCCUAUUCCGCAUGACAAAUGCCCUUCCCGCGUAGCACAAACUAGACUCCUCUUGCUGAUCAUGCAAUACAGAUUUUUUUAGAAUCCAAAAUAAACUAGCAUCACAAACUUCAACCUUCCAGACCCAGACAUUUUUGCAAUUCAUAAACCAUGGCUUGAUGCAGUUUCUGAAAACCACAAACGCCAGCGACUUGGUGAAAACAACGCAAGCCAGGAGAAAGCUGAACUUGUCAAGUUUCCAUUCGGAUCAGACGGGACAAAAGUCGUUCGAUGAGAAAUUGACACAAGCAGGACCAGCGGCUAGCAGCUCCUCUGGUAUAGAAGAAGUCGAUUUUGAUUUUUACGACUCUUAGUCACCAAGUAUUUGAUCGACGUUUUUGUCAGGCUGCAACUGCAAGUGCAACCUAGUACCACAGCUGUCACCAUGAUCUUCUCGUCAACAUCCAUAGGACUAUAAAUAUAAGCAAAAGCUAUAUCAAAAACAAACACUGGAAAUAAAAUAUAAAAACAGACAAGCGUUCCGCAGCAGACAAGGCAGGGAACGAGAAAACCAGGGAAGAGCUGAACAAGCUGGGAAUCGGCAUAAGCUGCAAAAAGGGCAUGAAGCCAGAAUCACCAAAUCAGGAUGCCUUUAGUGUGGUAUACAAAUUUAUUUCGCAUAUUCUUUCUCCACUCUAUUGCUACCCACCCAAUAUAAUAAGCUGCUUUACUUUUCCUCGCGAAAGGCAAUGCAAUUACUCGUCGAUGUUGUUGAUACUUACGUCACUUUUCCUAUGAAACUUUUCUCAGCUCUACGUUGCAGAGGAGUUUCUUCUUGUCGGAGUGUACGAUGGGCACGGGCAGCACGGGCAUAUCAAAUGCAAAAAUGUCUGGGUCUGGAAGAUUCCGAAAUUUGUCAUGCUAGUCGGGCAUGACUCUGAACUCUGUAUUGCAUGGCCGCGAAGAGCUCCUUCUCCCUGUCAUGCAACAAUGCAGUUUCUCAUGCCAUGCGGAAUACGCAACUCAGAACCAUGAAAAAAACUUGUCAUGCCUGGCAGCGCAUUACAGUGAGUUCACUAGUGCCUUCCUUGCAUCACAAGUUUCCAGACCCAGACAUUUUUGCAUUUGAUAGGGCACCACAUAUCACAAUUCGUUAAGGAUGCCCUGCCGAAGCUCUUUUUGAACGAACCGAACAGAGCGAAGGGUGAAUCUGUGUGUUUGCUUGUGCUGUUUUUAGUUCUUCUUUUCAGCGAAUGAAAAUUUGCUUUUUUUAUAUGAUGAAAAAUUUCAUUCGAUGAGGAUCAUGUUGAUGUUGAGCAGGUGAAAUUCUUAUUCAAGUAAUAUUCCGACCACACAACCCAUGUAUCAAAUCACAGAUCCGGCAGCGGCCCUCCAAACAGCUUUUGCCAAAUGCCAAAAACUUAUUGAGCACGCGGAACGGCACGCAACACUCCAAGCUGGCAUGAGCGGCUCCACGUGCACCCUAGUCUACCAAAUCCUCGCGGGACCAGAAAAAGGGAUGAUCUAUGUACUACACGAAAAUGGCCUUGUUUGCAACGAUGCUAGUAGAACUUCUGAUGCAAUGACAGAUAGUAGUACAGAUCGAACUGUAGUUUUUAUGCAUGGCCUAGUGUAGCAGGAGCUGGAAGAAGAACUACACCAUCAUCAAAUGCGAAUGCCACCAUCAUAUUAAACUAUCAUCAAACAAAGGUUGCCCACGUCGGUGACAGCCGCGCUGUGAUGGUCUCCCGAACCAGCAAGGGCGCCUACACGGGCCGGGACUUGACGAGGGACCACAAGCCAAGCUUGGCGGAAGAGAAGAAGCGCAUUGAGGAGCGGGGCGGGCGAGUUUUGUUUGACGGCUUCUUUAACCACAGGGUGUUCGCGAAAGGUACUUAUCUGAUGAGACUUUUGGUUUAUUUGAGAGUGUCGCUUUUCGUGGAUGAAGAUGAAAUUGAAGUUAUGCUUCGCAGUUGCUUUUGACACGGCAUUUUUGGUUUGCUUUUGACAUCGUGGUCACGCUGCCGCACGAAAAGCAACUAAAAAACCAAGGUCAAAUGUACCCGGGUUAUCGUAAUGAAAAAUCCCCCCUCCCCAUAUCGAAACGAAGUUUCUGAUGCUGGAUCUGCGUAUACAAAUCAGAUCUGUCUUGCAGCAAGUGCUUGGCGGCAUUUUCUGAGCCUGUUUGGGUAUGUAGAAGGCUAGCAAUUGCGCAUCACAAACAGGUUUGCCGUAGUCGAAUGCGCAUGACAGACUUGCUCUGGAAUGCGUCAAAUGGCUCCUAUGGCCCUGCAUGCAAGACAAAGAUGAUUUGUGACCACAAAUCAGCAUCAGAAAUUUCCGUUUUCGAUAUGGGGAGGGGGGAUUUUUCAUUCUGAUACGGGUUUGAACAUGAGCAGAGCAUUUGGGGACUGCGUGGCUCAUAUCAAAUGUAAAAGUGUCUGGGUCUGGAAGAUUCUGAGAUUUGUCAUGCAUAUUUCGGAUCACGCAAGUGGCGUCUGAUGCAGGCAAAAGCAUCACAGGUUUUGAGCACGCCUCAUGAUGCCUGUCCCGCAUGAGAAACUUCCUACUUGCGUGCCAAGAAAUGGACAGCUUUUGGCGCUCAUGCAACACAAAUUUUUGUGUGUUCCAGAGUUUGCAUCACAAGUUCCAACCCUUCCAGACCAAGACAUUUUUACAUUUGAUAGCUCACCGGGAAGCUGGUUUGUGUGCGGAGGCAGAAGUCAGCAAAUUCCGGAUACAGAGCGUAAUAUUUUUUACGAUGAAAUAAACAAACUAUAAACGAAGCGGCAUGCGCAUGAAUGAUAAAGAUAAGAUUCAGAUUGUUUUCCGCAUUAUAUGUGUUGAUGCUGCAGAGUCUGUGGAUCUGUCUCUGUGUGAAAUGCACGAGACCAGCUCACUGUGUAGAUCGACGUAUGAGGAAUAAACAACGAAUGAACAAAACAGGACGACAUCGGACUUCUCGUUUGCAGUGACGGUGUGUGGGAAUUCCUCGAGGCUCCGGAGGCCGCGCAGCAUGCGAUGAACGCACAGAAUGAGGACGCACAGGUCGGCAUGGAGAACUUGGCCAAGGUGUCUUGGCACCAGUGGAUGUCUGUAUGUAUUGCAAAAUUCUUAAUAUCCGGCACAUACUAAUCCAGGUCUAGGUUGAUAGAACUAUUGUUCACUUCGAGAAGUAAAUGGAAUUUCUAAUGCUGAUUCUAUGAAGAAAUCACUACCACAAGAACCGUCAAUGUCAUGCAAUAAGUACUGCAAUCAGAUUCAGUAUGAAAAAUGCGAUUGCGAUAUUGUUAUUGAUUUUGCAAUGCAUAGUCGGACUCGGACAACGAGAUCUCGGAUGACAUUACGGGGGUCUUCGUGCAAUUUCACAAGCUCAACCACACCAGUUCCGCGGCGGGGCCGAACCAGCAGCCGCAGAUGGUGAAAAACAGCUACUCCACCACUGCGGCUUCCUACGGCAGCAUGAUCACAAGGGAUGGGCCCGGACCCGCGCACUUGCGCUGA
Amoebophrya sp. A120 is the source of this 4204-nucleotide messenger RNA. The record is from the annotation of a GenBank genome assembly. Lineage: Eukaryota; Dinophyceae; Syndiniales; Amoebophryaceae.